This is a messenger RNA of Mesorhabditis spiculigera, 1188 nucleotides long. NCBI's taxonomy places the organism in Eukaryota, Metazoa, Nematoda, Chromadorea, Rhabditida, Rhabditidae. The record is from the annotation of a GenBank genome assembly.
AUGAGGAUGCUACUGGCUGUAUUCUUCUUGAUUCAAAGCUGCUACGCGGUUUAUUAUAAUUACUGCGCAUCGACCGGAACUUCCUGCACCUCCUUCCUGUCCACCUGCUCCAACGGUCUAACGUGCUUGUACCGAGACUCGCAGAAUCUCGUGUGCUGCCCGAACGCGUCGCGGUCGUGUGCAAACCUUGAUGAAGCCGGAACCAGCAUUUCCACUUGCGCCAGCGAUGCUGCGUAUUGCACGAACACUCUCUACACCUCACUGAUGAAAGAGCAGUGCCCGUCGACCUGCGGAUACUGCUCUAUCUCCUCGUCCACAGCCUGCGUUGAUCUGCUCAACCCGGACACCGGAGUAUCCGAUUGCCCAUCUCGUGCUUAUCUCUGCGACGAUGCGACCUACUAUUCCGUGAUGACCAUGCAAUGCCCUGCAACGUGUGAUCGAUGCUCAAGCUCAUACGAUACUGACUAUGAGUCUAUUUCAACUUGCGUUGAUCAGCUCAACCCUUCGACUGGAGUAUCGGACUGCCCGGCCGAUGCGUAUCUCUGCACAAAUACGAGUUUCUGCAAAAUGAAGACUGAAUUGGUCGUGCUCCUCUUCGUCCACUCUUGCGCGGGGAUCGUCUACAAUUAUUGCUCGGUGACGGGGACUUCCUGCACCGCUACUGGCGUCUGCUCCACCGGAUACACCUGCCUGUACCGUGACUCGAAGAAUAAGGUCUGCUGCCCAACGGCUUCUCGCACCUGUGCUAAUCUUCUCACCGCCGGAACCACCACUUCGACGUGCGCCGGCCAAGCAUACCUGUGCUCGAACAGCCAGUACACCGCGCUGAUGCAACAGCAGUGUCCGUCGACGUGUGGAUACUGUAGCUCCAGCUCAAUCUCCACCUCGACAACUUGCGUUGACCAGCUGAACCCGAGCACCGGAGUCUCAGAUUGCCCAUCACGCGCGUAUCUCUGCAACAAUGGUACCUACUACGACGUGAUGACCACCCAGUGCCCUGCGACUUGUGGUAGAUGCUCCAGCUCCUCGGUUAUCUCUUCCUCCACCACAUGCGUUGACCAACUGAACCCAUCUACUGGAGUGUCGGACUGCCCAGCUCGGGCCGCGUCUGGACUCUGCGCAAACUCGGUGUACAUCCCCCUGAUGACCCAGCAGUGCCCGAGGAGCUGCGGAUUCUGCUCCGGAAAG